Molecule: messenger RNA, 1911 nt
Organism: Vitis riparia (riverbank grape)
Lineage: Eukaryota; Viridiplantae; Streptophyta; Magnoliopsida; Vitales; Vitaceae
Product: putative UDP-rhamnose:rhamnosyltransferase 1
Exons: 1
Coding region: 275-1696 (473 amino acids)
Molecular function (GO): UDP-glycosyltransferase activity
Source: RefSeq, a predicted model, not a curated record
AUUUUUCCAUUUAGGCCUAAAUUAUAAGCCUUUUUUUUUUUAGAGGUAGAGGAUGCAAUAGCUUCGGAUAGAGUAAAGUCCAUGUUCCUUUUCUGGUAGACCUCUUUUCUUCGACCCAUUGCUUGUCAUUGCCAGUAGUUCCAGUUGUCAUCUUUAUCUGAGGCGCAGGUUUCAUAUCCUUAAGUCUAUUCACGUGGUUAAGAUAGAGGUAGAGGUUUUUUCUCUAUGUAUUUGGUUUGUAUUGGUCUGGUACGGAGUGCAUUCACGGUGGGAAAUGGCUGGUAAAAUGCAUGUAGUCAUGCUUCCAUGGUCGGCCUUUGGCCACAUGAUUCCGUUUUUUCACCUCGCCAUCGCCAUAGCUAAAGCAGGAAUCCGAGUUUCACUGGUAUCUACUCCGAGGAACAUCCAGAGACUCCCUAAACCUCCACCAAAUUUGUCAUCUCUGAUAAAGUUCGUGGAACUUCCCAUUCCAGUAAUGGAGAAUGGGAAUAUCUUGCCUGAGGGUGCUGAGGCUACUGUUGAUAUGCCCUUUGAAAAAAUUCAGUACUUGAAGGCUGCUCUUGAUCUCCUUCAACACCCCUUCAAGCAGUAUGUUGCUGAUACUUCACCAGAUUGGAUAAUCAUCGAUUUCUUCUGGCAUUGGGUCAGUUCAAUUGCUCGAGAACAUGGUGUACCGCUCGUGUACUUCUCUGUUUUCUCGGCUUCCACACUUUCCUUCCUUGGGCCUGCUUAUUCCCUCGUCGGAGAUGGUCGAAGGAGACUUAGGCCAUCUCCGGAGAGUAUGACAUCACCGCCGGAAUGGAUCAGUUUUCCAUCUUCAGUGGCUUUCAAGGGCUAUGAGGCAAAAGCCGUCUAUUCCGACUUCUUUACUGAUAACGCUUCUGGAACAAUUGAUGCUGCAAGAUAUGUCGAGAUCAUUAAUUCAUGUCAAGCCGUGGCUGUGCGUAGUUGUGUGGAGUAUGAAGGUGAAUACCUGAAUUUACUUGGAAAUCUCAUGGGCAAGCUGGUGAUUCCUGUGGGUUUACUCCCGCCGGAAAAGCCAGAAGGGAGAGAAAUUCAAAUCACUGAUGGGUCAUGGGGGGAGAACUUCAAAUGGCUUAAUGAACAAAAGCCCAAGUCAGUUGUGUUUGUAGGGUUUGGGAGUGAGUGUAAGUUGACAAAAGACCAAGUUCAUGAGAUAGCUUAUGGGCUAGAGCUAUCCGAAUUGCCAUUUCUGUGGGCACUCAGAAAACCCGACUGGGCUAUUGAAGAUGCCGAUGCCCUACCUUCCGGUUUCAGUGACCGGACCUCCGGCAGGGGGAUGGUGUGUAUGGGAUGGGCACCACAGAUGGAGAUUCUAGAACACCCAUCAAUCGGAGGUUCAUUGUUUCAUUCUGGGUGGGGUUCAGUGAUAGAAACCCUUCAAUUUGGCCACUGUCUUAUUGUAUUGCCCAUCAUUAUUGAUCAAGGUUUGAAUGCAAGGCUGCUUGUGGAGAAGGGCUUGGCUGUGGAAGUAGAGAGAAGAGAAGACGGAACCUUUAGCAGGGAAGACAUAACCAAGUCUUUGAGACUUGCCAUGGUGUCCGAGGAAGGGGAGAAGCUGAGGAUCCAUGCAAGAGAGGCAGCUGCCAUUUUUGGCGACCCGAAGCUCCAUCAGGAUCACUAUAUAGGAGGGUUUGUUGAGUAUCUGAAAACUGGGUUUGCAAAGCAGAAGUAAUAUGUCUCUUGCAGAACUAGUGAGAAGAUUAAAGUGAUAUGUCUGCCAAUUUUUGAGAAGUUCCAAUGUUGUUUACAAAAUUCUAAUUUCAUUACAAUAGUAUGAAAGCACGCAUGUGAAUCUUGAUUGCUGAUAAUAUUUGGUUGGGUGCAUAUGUAGUACGGAAUAUUGUACUCUUUUAUCAUCUUUUAAUUUUAGAUUAUUUAAUCACUUGA